Penicillium atrosanguineum is the source of this 654-nucleotide messenger RNA. Its product is annotated as cytochrome b5-like heme/steroid binding domain-containing protein. Lineage: Eukaryota; Fungi; Ascomycota; Eurotiomycetes; Eurotiales; Aspergillaceae. The transcript is spliced from 2 exons. Gene Ontology annotation, cellular component: membrane; intracellular membrane-bounded organelle. The record is from RefSeq and is a predicted model, not a curated record. Bases 1 to 654 code for a protein of 217 amino acids. Gene Ontology annotation, molecular function: heme binding.
AUGGCAUCCACAACUACCCAGCUGAGCGAAAACAUCACACUUGAGCAAUUGGCCGAUCACAAUACUCUACAGUCGUUAUGGAUAGCGGUCCAUGGUCUUGUGUACGACCUCACAACCGUCAGCUCGGACCACCCAGGCGGCAUCGAUGUUCUUGAGAGCUGUGCCGGAACUGAUGGUACGGAGGCUUACGAAUACGCCGGCCACAGCGAAGAAAACAUGGUGAAAAUGCAGCAAUACUGUGUCGGCAGGCUUGCCGGAAACCCGGAACAGGCUCCUCCACUUUCCCAUAACCCCCUUGCUGGAAACACUAAGCGCGUAAGAAGCGCUGCAUUCAGUCCCGAGCAGUUCACCAUCCCUUUCUGGAUGAAUCUGGCAUUCACUAUAAUCGCUACUUGCAUUAUCAUGGCUCUUUCUUACCGUUGCGUUUCGUCGACACUGGAUAUCUCCAAGCUCCAAUUCACAACCAUCUCGGACCAAAAGACUGGGCAUGAAUUUUGGGCAGGUAUAGCGAUUGCUUUAUCAGUCAGCAGCAUGGCUUUCAGGUAUUUUUAUAAGCUGUUUUUGUCGUCCCUUGACUACCAAAACGACGUAUUCAGUUUUCCACCUACCAUACCAAGAAAGACAAGAAGACAGAACCAAAUCAGUGGACCUUAG